Messenger RNA from Amoebophrya sp. A120, 11310 nucleotides. The record is from the annotation of a GenBank genome assembly. Lineage: Eukaryota; Dinophyceae; Syndiniales; Amoebophryaceae.
CCCGAGUGUGUCUUCUUUGUCAUCUACCUCUUCGGUGUUGACCAGCGCGUCUGGUGCUACUGGCGCUCAUCUUCAUCCGGGAAGCAGCACUACAGCUAGCGUUGCUUCGGAGUUUCUCGAGGAAAGCAAGGCAAAGCUCGCUUCAGCUACCAGUUCAACAUCCGGUAUGACAAAAGACCCACAGCAACAGAACAAUGCGUCUAUGUUUCAGUUUCUCCUCUCCCAGCUCAGUACCCUGAUUGGCGUGAACGUCCAUCGCAUCCACAGGUGCAGCAUCGUCCAGAAUUCUAUGGGACGAGGAAUGGGUUCUCACACAGGAGGAGAAGGAGAUCAAACGCAACAAGUUGUGCAGCAGGAAGCACCGCCGACUCCAAACGCCGUUCUGAUGGAUGUGUUGGUGAAGAAGUUUUUCGACUAUAUUUCUGUGGUGGAAGACUCAACCCUUGUCAACACCGCAACCACAACUUCCUCCAGGUCCAAGGCCAACCAGCAGAACAAAAACCUUCUCCGGAAACAGAUCAUCCACUCCCUCGCCCUGAUCAUCGCCGGUGGCUUAGCGAAACCACGGGACAGUUAUCUUCCAGGAAAAAACACGAACACCCAAAUUUCCAUCGAGUUAUUUGUCAUGCGAAACAUGCAUAUAUGUCCUGUGUUUGUCAUGCGAAAAAUGGAAGAUGGGGAUCGAUGGUUUUUUUUCUGUCAAUAACAGCCCGGCGAGGAAAACAUCCGACGUUGCAGCGUAUCUGGAAUCCACUUCGCCGGGGGAUUUAUCAAGUGUAAAAAUGUCUGGGUCUGGAAGGUUGGAACUUGUCAUGCUAAAUCUGAAUGAUGCAAAAAUCUGUGUUGCGUGAGUGCCAAAAGCUGUCCGCUUUUGACCAAGUUGAGGGGGAGUUUCUCAUGCGGGAAAGGGAUGAUAGAGACCUCAAAAAAUCUGUCAUGCUGGGUCUCGCAUUCCAGACCUCAUGGGUCAUGGAAAACCUGCAUCACAAAUCUUGCAUUCUUCCAGACCCAGACAUUUUUACAUUUGAUACGAUUUCGACCUGGACAAUGAAGCCAAGUCGCCCGGUCGACAAGACAAGACCGGAAUAAAGCAAAAGCAAUCUUCCAACCAAGAUGAAUCCCUCGGGAACAACCACAAAGGUAGUGGACUAGCUUCUACUACUGCACCAGCCGCUUCGAAAACCACGGUUCAUUCCGUCGAGAAAAAUUUUCGGAAUUCCGACUGGCUCCGCCCGCUCCGAUCACUUCUCCGGUCUCCGGACCGAGAGAUGCGGCAGUAUGUCGUCGAGGCGUUGGAAACGGUUUUGCAGUCGGCCGGGGAGGAUCUAACCAUUGUCGCGUGGAGUAAAGUCAUCGAGUUUCUUAUGGAAGCGUCAGGUUUGAAAUCGUCAAAGUUGAAGUAAUUUGUUAUGCAUAAAAAUGGAUGCCAGUUGGAACCCAGUUUUCAAGUGGCGCAUGACAAAUUUCGACGGUCCCUAAAUCCAGUGUGUCAUGCUGUCUAGGCAAAGAAGAGCGAUUUUCUCAUGCUACUUUAGCAGCUCGAGCUAUAACCCCAAACAGGCUUACAAUCGACCUCACUUGCCUGCUCUGCAACACACGUAACUCGGGCCAUGCAUUUUAUGCAUGACAAAUCAUUUCAACUUUGUCGAUUUCAACUCUGACACUCCCAUAUUUCUGGCCAGCGCGACGAAACUCGAGAUGGAGUUGCGGAAAAUGAACUGCUAUCAAAUGCAAAAAUAUCUGGGUCUGGAAGAAUCUAGACUUGUGAUGCUGUCUCUGGAUUCGAAAAAGAUUUGUGUUGCGUGACCAGUAAGAGGAGUAGACUUUGUGCUCCACGGAGAUGGCAUUUGUCAUGCGGAAUAGGCAUGAGGAAGCGCUCUAAAAAUCUGUGACGCUAGGUCGUGCAUUACAGGCAUCCUGGGUCAUGCAAAACAUGCAUGACAAAUCUAGAAAUCUUCCAGACCCAGACAUUUUUACACUUGAUAACUGCUUCAACAUGAACAUGCAAAGCAUCCACAGCCAGGAUAGUAACAUGAUGAUGGGCGCAGCUGCAAGUAGUCCUGCCACUUUUUCCGUGGUUGGCGGAGCCGGCAGCCAUAUUACAGGAGAUGGCAUCGGGAUGAAUAGCAGUGAGUCCAGUUUUGAUGCCAAUGACCCGACAUUUGCGACGUUGUUCCGGAUCAUUGAGCUGAUUUUGCAGGAUUUUCGGGAAAAAAUCUUCUUUCCUUCUUCCGCUAGUACCUCUGCACAAAUAAAUCCUGCCGGCCCGUCAUCUUUUGCAGCGACCGGCGCCAAAACUACUUCUACACCAGCUGUAUCAAAGUCAUCUGACCGAGACCGGGCAGAGGUGGAUCUGUUGGUCUUAAUCCAGACAGUUGGCGCGUUCGCGAGAUGCACGAAGUUGUCAGUGAAUGUAUCUUUCACCGCGAUUAAGUACCUCUGGGAAAGUGCCGACAUUUUGGCGAAGAUUUCGGAGGAAGGCCAAGGCAGUGACACGAGAACUACGACAUCUGUCAUGCGAGGCGAGCAAGACAGAUCGGAUCUGUCAAGCGGUACCGGGAUAGAGAUCCCGACAACGCGUUUUCUAAAGCCAUCAUCUUCGACCACUUCGCCUAGUGCCCAGCGGGGGAAUCUCUUGAUGGACCUGAAUGACAACGAAGAUGACGAUGCCAGCCCGGAAGACGGCACUAGUGCAGCGACAGGUGGUCGUGGUGGCUCUCAACAUUCGCGUCAAAAUACUGCUGCGUUUGGGAGCGGUCCAGAUGGCGCAGCUGCUGCCCCAGCCGCCCCCGCAGCUGACAACUCCAACGAGCAGCACACUUCUAACUCCUAUACUGCUGGCAGCAACAACGCCCAGUGGAUUUGGUUGCAGCUCUUUCGGCAACUCCAGAUAUCUUGCCUGGACCCAAGAAGGGAAGUGAGAGAUUGCGCGCUGAAGUCCCUCGCGGGCGCGUUGUGUGGGAGCACAGAACAGGAUGUGGAGGUGAUAGGACAAGCUGGUGCGCAGACUUCCUCAGCCUCGACUCUUGUAUCUUCGUCUACAACGACCACCACUACUUCAACUGCCACGUCCUCGACCUCCGUGAGAAAUAAGAACCCCAUUCUGGCCCGCAUGAUCACGAAAAACCAAACCAAAAAGCAGGAACAGGCGGAGGAACUGAAAAUUUUGAAGAAGCUACUCACCGUGAUGCUCAGUACGCUGCAAAGAUUGGUUGACGUUUAUUUGAGGUGCGAGACAGAAUCCAACGCCCACAUGAAAGCGAUGAGCACCUCGUCUUCAUCAUCUACGGGGAUGAACAUGAAUGAUCUACAUCACAGCAGCAACACGCAACGCAAGCAAUGGGGCCAGUCGGUCGGGUUGGCGAUGCAGAGCAUGAAGAAGGUGUUGUUGUUAUCAAAGUGAAAAAUCCCCCCUCCCCAUAUCAAAUGGGAAAUCUGUGAUGCAGGAUUUGCGUACACAAAUUCGCGCUGUCUUGCAACACGGCAUCGCAACCAGAUCCGCAGCCUACGAGGGACAUUUGGGUGUAGGUGCUUGGCGUUGCAAACGGCUGUCCUCUAGGCCCAGCAGCAUGCCAAACCGCUUCCAUAAUGGCGCGGAAGCCUCUGCGUUUGCCUUCUUGCAAGACAGACGUGAUUUGUGGUCUCAAAUCAGCAAGACAAAUUUUCGAAAGCAUGCCUUUUUGUUUUGAUAUGGGGAGGGGGGAUUUUUCCUCUCAAUAGUUGUCCUGCUCAUACAACAGUGGCGAACAGCAGGGCGGGGGCGGACAGGAAAAAAUCAUUGCAAAUGCAAGUGAGACCAAAAUAUUAAAUCCCCUCCAGGAGUGCUGGACAGAAAUCGCUCUGCAGUACAUUUCCACCAUUUGGCAGUGCCUGAAACCCCCAUGGGGCGGUGGCGGAUUCAACAUCACAGUCGAUAAGGAUUCGGACUCCUAUUUCUACACUGACUUGAGCGGCGGUAAUAUUAACCCGGCAGGACUGCAUUCGAAUGCUGGAUCAUCUCGGAGCAACAGCGGCAUUGGCGGCCAGCUCAACAUACCGGGCAAGAACGAGGACUCAAGUUCUUCUGCCGCGAGAAUAUUACAGAGCACCCCGGCCGCAGCAGCAGCAGUUCCAACAUCGUCUUUAUCCAAAUCAUCUUCCCUCGACCUCUUUUCCCAAAUCGAUGAGGACCGCAUGCAGAGCCACGCGCGCACGGCUAUCAAAUGUAAAAAUGUCUGGGUCUCGAAGAUUGCCAGGUUUGUCAUGCACAUUUUGCAUGACUCCUGAUGUCUGUGAUGCAUGCCCUAGCAUCACAGAUUUUGUGAGGGCUUCCUGAUGCCUAUACCGCAUGACAAAUGCUCUUUCCGUGUAGUAAAACUUAAACUUGGACUCUGUUUGCUGUUCAUGCAAUACAGGUUUUUUUAGAACCCACAAUCAGCAUGACAAGUUGGAUUCUUCCAGACCCAGACACUUUUACAGUUGAUAACGGCAAACACCUGUCUCAAGUGUCUGGGAGAGUUCGUUUUACCGUUCUCUUCCCUCCGGAAGUCCUGCUUCGCGCUACUGUGGCGCUUAACCAAGGCGUUCUUGACCCAACCAGUGUUGCCAGAGGCUCUAGCAGACGGGGUCUUGGCCUGUUUAACCACGCUGAACCAACCGCACCAGCAUGUGACGUCAACCGCAACUUCUGGUGUAAUAUCGUCCACAACGACAUCAACGACCACGCUCGCCGGGACUUCUAAAGAGGCCGAAAUCCAGUGGCUGCUCCUGAUUUCCAUGGGCUCCGUACCUACACUUUACACAGAUGUCGCGGAGCCGUGGUACCCGAUCAGCCAAUCCCUUUUGAAAAACACGCCCGAGAUAAAAGAUUCCGAGUCCAAUGUUUGCGAAUUGGAUGAGCAGAUGGAGGUCGAAAUUGACAACUUGCUGAACGAUAUCAUCGGGGGUAGUAGCGCAGCUGUAGGUGUAGGAACUGCUUCUAGUAGUACCACCAGUGGAUCAGGACUACAAUCUUCUUCCGUCGCCGGAUCCGCAGGAGGCACAGCCCCGGUCAGUAGGUCGCAAACGCCCAAUGGCUCAUCUUCGAAGCUGCUAAGUGCUUCUAUGCGAAAAAAUUCUUACUCCACGAAUUUUUCCGGCGCGGCGUGGCUCUGGCAACCGGGUAUCAGAGGCAGUCUGCAACUGUACAAGAAGAAACAGGCUGUUCCGGAAGUGAACUGCAUAAAGACGACACAGACGCAAAGCAGUAGUGCUGGAGGUAGUAGUUCCUCGUCAUCCACCAAUUAUGUUCCACUGAAGACCUGGCAGCCGCCACCGAACACCCCGCACCAGCAAAUGGUGAGGAAUUUCGCGGUUUUCACGCACAAGAAGGCGCUGCCACACCCGGUCUCGGGGAUUUUUUCCCUGCUGGAACAGCAGAAAUGGUUUCACAACUUUAUUGCGGACGAUGCAACACAAAAUCAAAAAUCCACAAGCCUUCUGGAGACGUUCGUGAAGCUUUUUUCCAAAGUCUACCUCGGGAAGCAAAUUCUUUUUGCGGACUCGCAAAAGCCCAUGUUGGCCGUGCGGGUCUGCUACUUGCUUGUCUCCGUCGUGAGGCAAGGGCUUCUGUUGUUGAUGCAGGAGAAUAAUAUACCAGAAGGGGGGUCGAAAGGAGUCGCGUCGACGACUUCUGCAGGAGCAUCUCCUGCAAUGCAAAUCAUGAAGACCUGCUCCGGCACGAAAAUCCGAAACGAAAUUGUGCCCUACCUCCUCCUAUCCUGUGCAAAAGUAUCGUACUCGUAUAAAUGCGAGUCCUGCAUUACAAAUCUGGUUCCCAAGGCGAAUCUGCAUUACAAAUUUUACUUCUCAUGCUGCGGAAAUUUGUAAUGCAUUUAUACGAGUGCGAUACUUUUGCAGUUCAUACCUCCUCGAGGUUUUGAAGCCGAUUUUCUCCUCCAGCGGGAGCUCCGCAAAUACAGUGUCUGGCUUUAUGGCAGUGCACAACUCCCCGUGGUCACCGUCAUUUGUCAUGCAAAACCCCAAUAAAUCGAGGCACUUCCUUGUGGCAUUGUUUGCAUGACAAAUCCCGGAAGCUCAAACACUACUACGCUAGGCGCUCAAAUUUGUCAUGCAUGGACUCCACGUGGGGUGGUGUCUGUUGUACUAUUGCUGUUCAUGCUACAAGGCCGCAACUUAUGUCGCGCAGUGGGAGGGUGAACGAGUGGACGGGGUGGAAAGAAAAACGCCAGAGGGUGGGUAAGGGAGAAAAUUUUUGAUGCAGGGCGGGGCCAGGCAUCUGCGCCGCUUCUUGCUGAAAGAACGAAGGAGGAGCGCCAUGGCGCCCGUGGUUCCCUUUUGUUGUGCGAGCGCGAGGACCCCGCUCGUACUGGGUGCGCGUUUGCGUGGCGGCAAGCCUUAGGCCCAAGCAACAACGCAAAGCGCGGCAGCGGGCGGGCGCCAGUGGACGGGGGAAGGAAGCAGGCGAACAGUCCGCGCCAUGCGAGGCGCUGGCGCGUGACGCCCCACCCGCGCGUUUGCGGUGUGGCCCGUUCGUGCCGCCUGCCUGCGUGCCCCGCCCCUCUGCGCCUUGGUGCCCCCCGCGCCCUUCUUCUGCGCGCAGCCUUGCAGAACGGACGCUCGCGCGCUGGGGCCCCUGCCGCGCGCGUGGAUGGAGGAAGGGAGCCGGGGCGGGGCAUUCAUUCAUUGCCCUCUAGGCGCAGGGGCCCACCAGUCUCCCCCAGCACCCCCGGACAACAACGGCGCCCCCCGCGUUACCUCGCAUGCAAUCUGUUUCGCCCCCGCCUGCUUCCCUCGCGCGCGCCCUUCCUCCGAGACAGAGACGGCGGACGGUGGCGCCCUCUGCCGGUCUCUUCGUGAACAGAGGGAGGGCGCCGGGGAAGGGUGGUGAGGGCAGCUGCUCGCCUGCACGCCUGGCGCUGGGGCGCGAUUUUCCCUUCGCGAACAGAGGGAGGGCGCCGGGGGAGGGUGGUGGGCAGCUGCUCACCUGGUGCUUGGCCGCCGGCGGUGUUCCCCAGACGGCGGCAGACGCCUUUUCAAUGCAUUUCCAGCUGGAGAAACAUUUGGAAGAGGCAUCUGCAGCGCGUUUCCGCCUGGAAAUGCAGCUGCAGACGCCUUUUGCUUUUCAAUGCAUUUCCCACCUGGCCUGUUCAAAGUGUUUCCAGCUGGAUUUCCAGCUGAAGAGGCCUGCUCCAUUUCCAUCUGGAAAUCCAGCUAGAAACACUUUGAGAAGGCAUCUGCACCGCGGGCGCUGCUACAAUUUCAGGCGAAGCAAGACGCCUCAAGGCAUAUCCAGGCGGAAUGUCGGCCGGGCGGAGAUGGCCCGAGGGUAUUUCCAGGGGCGACUUUGGGGCUUUUCGGGUUUUUUUGCAAGAGUUGCUGUGUUUAGCACAGCAAUUCUGGCUACCCGGGGAAAGGGUUUAUUUUCAGGAAGAUAUUGGGAGGGUAUCAGGAUCGUGGGAGGAUAUUGGAUUUUUUGUCCGAGUUGCUGUGUUUAGCAUAGCAAUUCUGACUACCUGGGGAAAGGGUUCCCAAUAGGAUAUUGGUAGGGUAUCAGGAUAGUGGGAGGAUAUUGGAUUUUUUGCCCGAGUUGCUGUGUUUAACACAGCAAAGCUGGCUACCCAGGGGAAAGGCUUCCAGUAGGAUGUUGGGAGGGUAUCUUCAGGAUACUUGGAGGACAUUGGACAGGGAUUGAAAAGAUUCACUUUCUUGCCCGAGUUGCUUUGCUUAGCGCAGCAAUUCUGGCUACCCAGGGAAAAGAUUUCCAAUAGGGCACUGGGAGGGUAUCAGGAUAGUGAGGGGAUAUUGGGGUAGUGGGAAGGAACGGGCAAAAGGAUGGAGCGUUUUGCUUGUUUUCCCCGAGUUGUUGUGUUUAGCGCAACAAUUCUGGCUACCCAGGGGAAAGAUUUCUCAGUAGGAUGCGCUGCCAUCCCUGUAGAGUUCGCAGGAAUGCGAUCGCCGCCUUCGGUCUUCGGCUGCCUGAUCGCGUUGCUCUCGCUCCUCGGACGCGCGACCAACUGAGUUUUUUUUUUCCUUAGGGAUUUUAGUAAGGAAGUGAAACGGGGAGAAGAGUUUGUUUGGGAGUUUGUUGCGAAAUAUUUUCGACGGGGCCCGCGAAAUAUUUUGCGUUGCAAAAUAUUCUGGAGCUGCAAAAUAUUUUGGAGCUGUAAAAUAUUUUGGAGUUGCAAAAUAUUUCGAGCUGGGAAAUAUUUGGAGCUGGGAAAUCUUUGGAGCUGGGAAAUCUUUGGAGCUGGGAAAUAUUUCGAGCUGGGAAAUAUUUCGAGCUGGGAAAUAUUUGGAGCUGGGAAAUAUUUCGAGCUGGGAAAUAUUUCGAGCUGGGAAAUAUUUCGAGCUGGGAAAUAUUUCGAGCUGGGAAAUAUUUCGAGCUGGGAAAUAUUUCGAGCUGGGAAAUAUUUCGAGCUGGGAAAUAUUUCGAGCUGGGAAAUAUUUCGAGCUGGGAAAUAUUUCGAGCUGGGAAAUAUUUCGAGCUGGGAAAUAUUUCGAGCUGGGAAAUAUUUCGAGCUGGGAAAUAUUUCGAGCUGGGAAAUAUUUCGAGCUGGGAAAUAUUUCGAGCUGGGAAAUAUUUCGAGCUGGGAAAUAUUUCGAGCUGGGAAAUAUUUCGAGCUGGGAAAUAUUUCGAGCUGGGAAAUAUUUCGAGCUGGGAAAUAUUUCGAGCUGGGAAAUAUUGCAAAAUAUUUCGAGCUCCAAAAUAUUUCGAGCACCAAAAUAUAUCGAGCUUCAAAAUAUUUCGAGCUCCAAAAUAUUUCGAGCUCCAAAAUAUUUCGAGCCGCGAAAUAUUUCGAGCAAAUAUGGCCGUUGGGCGUUGGGCGACUUCCCAAAUCGCGACAGCUUUGGAAAGUUUGAAAAAUGCCAAAAAAAGCUUCGGCGUGGACGAUUUUCCUCCCCGUCACAAAGUUUUAACUUGCGCAGCUCAGCAAUAGGAGUUAUACAAAUGAGGGGGAGGGGGAGUUGUGCACUUUCAUAGGCUCCGCGAUCGGUCAUCUAGUUGGUGGGGGCACGGAUGUUGUCGACCAUGAACUCCUGCACAGUCUGAGCAUCGAAACAGGAUUGUUCAAAGUCGCAAUUGAGGCGGGGUUUUACCUCAUUGAGGACUGUCUGCAGACGAUUUACUGUCCUUCUACGGUCGUGGGGGCUGGGGGCGCCGGCGAGCUUGCAACGCCACCUUCAGCAGGAGCUGAAAAUAAUCAUUUCGACCACCAGCCCUUCCUCGAUGCAGCGAUUAAGUUCAUUGUGGCGAUCAAUUUCACCGAAUUUCAUCUUGCAGCGUUCUCCUCUUCCUCCAAUUCUCCUGCGAUGUCAAGCAAGGCUGGAGGUAGUGGCGGAGGGGGCAAUAAGACAACUGCAUCCAACAGUACACCAGUAUCCACUUCCAUUCUCGAAUGCGCGAAAAUCCACCUACUCGGGUACCAAUUGAUUCCAAGAAUUAUGCACUGCAAAAGUAUCGUACUAGCAUAAAUCGCAUGACAAAUUAGCUCAGCAUGACAAAUGGGAUUUGUCAUGCAGUUUUACCUUGGGAUGGAGAUUUGUAAUGCAUGACUGCGAUUACUACGCGUGCGAUACUUUUGCACAGGAUAAGAAUCUGCGCGAAACAAAGUGAAGAAAGCUUCAGCUUGGUAUCGCAGUUGCUGAAAAUGCUGAUCGAAAAUGAACAAGAGCAAAUGAUUGAGGAGGAGGAGCAGCUCGCUUUAUCAUCUGCUGGCUCACAUAGUAGUGCGAGUACCAGCGGGACGUCAAGUACAAACUCCUUCGGGAAAACUUUCGAGGCCAUCACGAAUCUGUUGGUUGAUUUAGCGACGCGUGGUGUAACGUCAACAUUUGGGACGUCCACGUCGACUAGCACUUCGUCCAACGGCAACAAAUCUUCAUGCCUGACAUGCAUGGCAUACGAAAAUUUUCUACUCGGUCGAGUGGCCUACAAUAAGGACCCUGCUACAGACGACGACCCUGGGAACCACCACCACGGUGCUGCGGCGGCUAGCGGUGGCGCAUGGCUGCAACACAGCUUUACUGGUACAGAGGAAUAUCCUGCUACUAACCCGAAGAUAAACGCGAAAGUCAAAGACUUGGCGAAAAAGUUGCUGCUGGACCGGCUGUGCGAGCAAUAUGAGCAGUACAGAAAGUGGUCGACUUCUGCGGAUGACGCAGCACAACAGAAAGUAGACUCUUCUUCUACAACUGCUUCCCCAUCGUCAAAAGAGCUCUCCCCCGCGAGCCGCGCCGGGACGUCAACUUCAAAAAGAUUGGAAAUCAACAGCAGCACGCCGUCGUCAAAGCGGGGGCAGCACCAGCACCAGAGUGGCAAGGGCGCAGCGCCGGCGGCAGCGACAACUACUGCCUCACCCUCAGCAAACUACAUAAGGAGACAAAUCACGGCAUCCCGGCUCGCGGACACGGUACAACGGAUCGCGCGGACGGUAUGGAAGCGUCAGGUUUGAAAUCGUCAAAGUUGAGAUAGUUUGUAAUGCAUAAAAUGCAUGACCCGAGGUACGUGCGUUGCAGAGCAGGCAAAUGAGGCCGAUUGCAAGCCUGUUUGGGGUUGCAGCUCGAGCUGCUAAAGUAGCAUGAGAAAGUCGCCCUUCUUUGCCUAAACAGCAGGACAAACUGGAUUUAGGGACCGCCGAAAUUUGUCAUGCGCCGCUUGCGAAUUGGGCUUCCAACUGGUGUCGAUUUUAUGCAUCACAAAUUAUUUCAACUUUGUUAAUUUCAAUCCUGACAGUUCCAUAGACGGGCGACGCAGUGCAGGAGAUAUUCGCGAGAAGUUGUGCUUCAACUCCUGGCGACCACGAGAGUAGAAAUAUGAAUCCAAGAACGUCGUCGGCCGCAGUGGAGCUGUUGCUCCCAAAGUUGAUCCUCUGCGAAGAAAGGGCGAUCCGAGACCCGCUAAGUGUGAUCUUCCAGCAUUUGAUGACGGUGAGAACAAGGCCGAGCAGUCGUGUUGUGACUGCGAUAGCUGGAGUGACGGCAGCAGCUUCAGCAACUUCUACAGAAGUUGAUGAGCAGGGGUCACGAGCAGGACUACAUGCGGGGACGCCUGGCGGGAGUAGAAGUGGAAAAGCCAUGUUGACCGUGCAGGACAACCGGGGGGACGAUCUUCGGGUGAACACGUCGAAUGAUGUCCAACCUGGACCGAGCAAAAGUCAGAGGACCGCGCUAAAAGUAAAAAGUCCGAUGCGAGAGGAGGACGGCAUCUGAACUAAGCCGGUAGAAUCGCCUUGAUACGGCAAUGGCUUGAAGAUGCAUUCUACCUUGGCGAUCGUGUUGCAAAAAAAGAAGUAGAUGAAACCUACUAGCUAAGGACAGGGACACAAUCUC